Cornus florida is the source of this 579-nucleotide messenger RNA. RefSeq names its product ethylene-responsive transcription factor 6-like. The coding region runs from base 1 to 579 and encodes 192 amino acids. Gene Ontology annotation, molecular function: DNA binding; DNA-binding transcription factor activity. The transcript has 4 exons. The record is from RefSeq and is a predicted model, not a curated record. NCBI's taxonomy places the organism in Eukaryota, Viridiplantae, Streptophyta, Magnoliopsida, Cornales, Cornaceae. Gene Ontology annotation, biological process: regulation of DNA-templated transcription; ethylene-activated signaling pathway.
AUGGACAAUGAUUUAGCUAGAUCUUCAGAAAUUAAUGACGGAAUGACCAUCGAUUUUAAUAUCAAUGGAAAGAUGUCCACUCCGGCAACAAUUGAUGGCGAUCAUAUUCAUUUUGAAAGCUUCAGCAAGUAUUUGACCUCAAGCUAUGACGAAGUUAGUACCAGUGAUUUAUUCGAUUUUAUUCCCAAUUCGUUUACUUUCAAGCAAAUUGAAAAUGAUUUCUUUGAAUUCAAAUCAAAACAACAAAUAAUCGAUCUCACGAGGCCAAAGUCGAAAAUUUUGGACUUCGAAUCGAAUUCCGAGUUGAGAUUCAAUAAUCGUAAGCCAUCAUUGAAGAUCAAUUUGCCUCCAGUGAAGAAAUUUGAGAGGAGAGGUUACAUUACAGAAGGGUCCGACAAAGGCCGUGGGGCAAAGUUCGUGGCGGAGAUUCGAGAUCCGAAUCGUCGCAGGUCGAGGGUUUGGCUUGGGACAUUUGACACCGCCAUUGAAGCCGCCAAAGCUUAUGACCGAGCUACAUUCAAGAUCCGUGGGCGGCGGCCGAUCUCUGUUGCUGGGAUUGGUGGGUCUUUUCUGCCAUAG